Molecule: messenger RNA, 816 nt
Organism: Zerene cesonia (dogface butterfly)
Lineage: Eukaryota; Metazoa; Arthropoda; Insecta; Lepidoptera; Pieridae
Product: UPF0184 protein C9orf16 homolog
Exons: 3
Coding region: 152-406 (84 amino acids)
Source: RefSeq, a predicted model, not a curated record
AAGGAUGGCGCUGCCAUGUUUUUCGACAAGGCCAAUCGUAAUGGCGAGUUUAUUCUUGUAUUAGUUGUGCACUUGUCAGUUUGUCGCUUUGUCAAAGAGUAGUGUAAUAUAAGCAAUUUGUGUAAAUUGGUUCAUAUUGUUUUUGUUUAGUAUGGCCGGGAGUGACGAUAGCAAGCCUAAUGGAAUGGAUGGAGACAAAGUUGAUGAAAAUAAUGCAUCAACACAAAAUGAAGAAAAUAUACGUGAAGAAUAUGAUCAAUUAGAUGUGAAAUUGGAUGAGCUGAACCAAGCUUUGGAUUUCUUAGAACAGAAAAAUGAUGAUAUCCACCAGCGAUUAAGGGAGUUGUUGCAAUCUAACAGAGAAAUAAGAAAAGAAAUGCAAAAUGGAAAACAAGAGAGUCAAUGAGAUUUGACUAGUUUUAUUGUUAACAAUAUUAAUUUGUUGAUGGUAUUAUUAAUUUAUUAGUGUCUUUUAAUUACAAGGAAUGGCAAGUUUUUCAUGACAUUCUAAACUGUUUUUUUUACCUGAAUAUUUGCAUUCUUUAAAUACAAUGUGAUAUUUUACUAUGUUUUAGAACAAUGAGGAGGUACAUUUUUUCUUUAAGUCUUUUGUACUCUUAACUUACAGCUGAGGAAUGUCUAGCGCUUAAGAAGAACUCCUUUAGAUUGUCAACAAAUAUAAUUUAGAUCAGAAAUAAAUAUAUUAUUCAUUAAAAUGUUUAUUCUAUUCCUUUAUAUAAUUAAAAUGAAAAACUAACAACAUAUUUUUACACACAUUUUGUAUACUGCUACUACAACAAAUGAUAAACUUUAAUG